Molecule: messenger RNA, 2281 nt
Organism: Dermacentor silvarum
Lineage: Eukaryota; Metazoa; Arthropoda; Arachnida; Ixodida; Ixodidae
Product: Bardet-Biedl syndrome 7 protein homolog
Exons: 19
Coding region: 77-2233 (718 amino acids)
Biological process (GO): intracellular protein localization; cilium assembly; intracellular transport
Cellular component (GO): ciliary basal body; axoneme; membrane
Molecular function (GO): protein binding
Source: RefSeq, a predicted model, not a curated record
AAUCAAUCGCCCAAGGGUGCCGCAAAACCGGUUCCUGUUUAACGGAGGAGAAUUGACUGCGCGUUGACAUUUCAUCAUGGAUUUGGAGCUCAACCGUUCCGACUACGUUCAGGUUGACGGGACGUCCCCAGGAGCUACCAAGAUCCUUCCGCAUUCAUCGGAACCUAAAGGGUGUCAAAAGGUGGUUGUCGGCAGUCAAUCUGGAGUCGUUCACUCAUUCGGGGCUAGCCGUGGGCACAUUGAAACGGUGUUCAAGACGUUGCCUGGAAAAGGCGUGAGCUGCAUUCAGCUAGGCGGGGCCAUCGGCAGCGUCCAGGACAAGAUAUUUGUGGCGGCCGGCAAUGAGAUCACUGGUUACACACGCAAAGGAAAGCAGUUCCUGAAGUUCGACACCAACCUGACAGACACCAUACGGUGCAUGAGCGUGUGCGGCAACGACCUGGCGGUGUGCGGGGAGUACGUUUACAACCACUACUUUGAAUGCCAGGACAAGAACUACUUCCUGUCGAGUGGCCGCAUCAACGACAUGCUCCUGCUACCCGUGGACAAGCUUAGGGCUCUGGUGCCCGUGCUCGCUUGCCAGGACAGGCUGCUUCGGGUGCUCAAGGAUUCUCAAUGUCAGAUCGAGAUUGAAGUGUCUGGCCCUGCUACAGCACUGACUCUUUACCAAGGAGAUGGAGGGCCAACAGGGAAGGACGUUGUGUACGGCACCAGUGAUGGCAAAAUCGGCCUCCUUUCGAUCGACAAGCCUUCUCAAGCUCCAGUCUGGGAGAUCGAAAAUCCCAACGGAGGUGGAAGUGUCACUUGUCUCGGCUCUUACGACAUGACGGGCGACGGGGUUCUGGACCUUCUUGCCGGAAGAAAUGAUGGUCAGGUGGAAAUAUACUCCUUCAACGACCUGGGUGAACCAGUGCUGCGUUUCGCAUACAACUGUGGCGAAAGCGUCACGUCCGUGCAAGGUGGCGUCAUCGGGAACGCGCGCUAUGACGAAGUCCUGGUCACGACUUACAGCGGCUGGCUCUUCGGACUGUCCGCCGAGCACGCAGAGAAAAGGCUGGACCCCAACUACCUACUUAUUUCUCCGGAGUCGGCGCAAAAGAUUCUGAAACUAAAGGAGGAGGUGGAGCAGCUGGAGCAGAAGGUGGCCCGGGAGCGCGAGCUGUACCAGCUGCGCACCUACUCGGACAAGGGCGCUGUGUCGGCGGUGCCCUUCUUCGCGAUGGACGACUCGUUCGUGCUCCACCACCAGGAUGCCUCGUACGCGCUCGCCGUCCAGUUGCAGACGGCCAUCGACACUGUCGUCCUGCAGUCCAACGUACCUGUGGACCUUCUGGACAGCAGCAAGAACUCGGCCGUUGUCAGUUACACGUCGUGUGACCCUCAAGCGAGUGGCAACUACCUGCUCGCCACAUUCCGGUGCCAGGCGAACACAUCGAGGCUCGAGGUCAAGGUUCGCACCAUCGAGGGCCAGCAGGGCGUACUGCGCGCCUACGUCACUCCGCAGUUGCAGCCCAAGUGCUGCCGACUGCGCGAGUACCAGAUACGGCCCCUCUCGCUGCACCGGCGGGCGCACUCCGUGCAUCAGGAGGACAGGCCGCUGAAUGUGCUGAAGCUUCGCGGCCCUUUCAGCCUGGCAGAGAUGCAUGCUUGGCUGGUGCUGAGCCUUCCGGAGGUGGCCGAGAGGCCGCCGCCGACGGACUCGGCCACGCUUCACUUUGUCUCCACCUUCCUCGGGACCUUGCUCACUUGCGUUUACAGACGUGGCGAAGCAAUAUUCAAAUCCGACAACGUUUCUACAAUAUCAAUACUAAAGGACUUCCUUGCUAAGCAGGCCACUCGGAAGAAAAUCAGAUUGGACAUCGUAUGUGACAUCAAUGACGACAGUAUAGCGCACACGCUACGGAUGAUUCACCCCAAGCUUGAGCACCAGCUGAUAUUAGCCAAGAAAGUGCAACUCGUGGAAGCCCUGAAGGAUCUCAAGGUGUAUGAAGGAAAUGCGGACUGCCUUGCACCUGAGUAUCAAGACAUACUGGCGCGAAGUGAUGAGCUGGAGAUGGAAUUCAAAAGACAACCAUGUCAUUUGGAAAGACUUUACGGAAUGAUCACCGACCUCUACAUUGACGUCUACAAAUUUAAAGGAACCAACGUGAAGAGCAAAGUUCCCGCACUGCUCCAAGUUCUCGACCACUACGAGUUCAAUGCGCUGAUCGACUUUUUUAGUAACCAAGUGUAGCCCCUAUGAAUAUGUAAUGCCUGGAACUGGUCAAUCUGCUUCACAAUA